Diceros bicornis minor is the source of this 3084-nucleotide messenger RNA. RefSeq names its product phosphorylase b kinase regulatory subunit beta-like. The record is from RefSeq and is a predicted model, not a curated record. Gene Ontology annotation, cellular component: phosphorylase kinase complex. Gene Ontology annotation, molecular function: calmodulin binding. NCBI's taxonomy places the organism in Eukaryota, Metazoa, Chordata, Mammalia, Perissodactyla, Rhinocerotidae. Gene Ontology annotation, biological process: glycogen metabolic process.
GCAAGAAGCACCAGCUGGGCUUCUCUUGAAUUCCUGACCCAAUGACACUCCUUCAAGUUUUCCUCAACACGUAUGGUAUUCCGACUCAAACUCCUCAGCAGGUAGAACCUAUUCAAAUAUGGGCUCAGCAGGAGCUCGUGAAGGCUUAUUUCCAUCUGGGUAUCAGUGAAAAGUUAGGACUCUCCGGAAGGCCAGAUAGGCCCAUUGGCUGCCUCGGGACAUCAAAGAUUUAUCGCAUUUUAGGAAAGACUGUGGUUUGUUAUCCUAUCAUCUUCAACCUAAGUGAUUUCUACAUGUCUCAAGAUGUUUUACUGCUGAUAGAUGAUAUAAAGAAUGCACUACAGUUCAUUAAGCAAUAUUGGAAAAUGCAUGGACGUCCCAUUUUCCUUGUUCUCAUCCGGGAAGACAAUAUAAGAGGUAGCCGAUUCAACCCCAUAUUAGAUAUGCUGGCAGCCUUCAAAAAAGGAAUGGUUGGAGGAGUCAAAGUUCCUGUUGAUCGUCUACAGACGCUGAUAUCUGGAGCUGUGGUGGAACAGCUUGACUUCCUACGAAUCAGUGACACAGAACAGCUUCUGGAAUGUAAGAGUUUUGAGGAAUUAGAACUUCCCAGACAUUCAAAAGUCAUACGACAAAGCAGCGCGGCCAGUGCUCCUGAACUGGAACAGCAGUCGGAUGUCGUGGUUACUGAAUGGAAAAACAAACCCACCCAUGAGAUUCUUCAAAAGCUGAAUGACUGCAAUUGUUUGGCUAGCCAAGCCAUCCUGCUGGGUAUACUAGUCAAAAGAGAAGGCCCCAACUUCAUCACAAAAAAAGGUACCAUUUCUGAUCACAUUGAGAGAGUCUAUAGAAGAGCUGGCAGCAAAAAGCUUUGGUUGGCGGUGCGCUAUGGGGCUGCAUUCACCCAGAAAUUUUCUUCCUCUAUAGCCCCACACAUUACUACUUUUCUGGUACAUGGGAAACAGGUGACUCUGCGUGCCUUUGGGCAUGAAGAAGAGGUGAUCUCUAAUCCUUUGUCUCCAAGAGUGAUUAAGAACAUCAUCUAUUACGAGUGUAAUACCCACGAUGAGAGGGAAGCGGUCCUUCAGCAAGAGCUGGUCAUCCAUAUUGGUUGGGUCAUCUCCGAUAACCCUGAGUUAUUCAGUGGCAUGCUGAAAAGACGAAUUGGGUGGAUCAUCCAUGCUAUGGAAUAUGAACUACAGAUCCGUGGCAGAAACAAGCCAGCCACAGACUUAUAUCAGCUGUCACCUAGUGAAGUUAAACAGCUUCUGUUGGAUAUUCUCCAGCCUCAACAGAAUGGAAGAUGUUGGAUGAACAGGCGUCAGAUCGAUGGGUCUUUGAAUAGAACUCCCCCCGGGUUCUAUGACCGAGUGUGGCAGAUCCUGGAGCGCACACCCAAUGGCAUCAUCGUGAAGAUCGGGAAGCAUUUGCCACAGCAACCAACCCUGUCGGAUAUGACCAUGUAUGAGAUGAAUUUCUCCCUCCUGGUGGAAGACAUGUUGGGAAAUAUUGACCAGCCGAAGUACAGACAGAUCGUUGUGGAGUUGAGUCCUGGAGAAGACGCCUGUCCUUGACCCACAUCAAGGACACGAGCAGUUCCGGCAUCUCACAUCCUCCAGGGUGGAACGGCCGGCUGUCCAGCUGCUCCAGCUCCACACUCGCCCCUCAGCAGCAAGUGCAUCAACAACACCGUAACAGAGAGGAAGUGACCUUUUUCUAUGUUUUAUUCUAAUCUUUUUUCUGUUUACAUAAAUAAUGCAUGACUAUUGUAGAAGGUUUUAGUAGUUCAGAAAAUUGUAGAAGAGAAAGCAAAAAAAUCUCUCCACACCCACUAGCAGUAAAUCUGCACUGUUGAUCUUUUGAGGGACGUCUGUCCAAACAUCUCUCUGUGAACAGAGAAGACACAUAAUUUUGUGCUGUAUCGUCAUUGCUCUGUAUAAAGUUACAUGAUAAGAUACACACACGUGCUUGCACGUGCUCUUUUGCCAUUUUAAAACAUUAUACCAAAUGCACAGAGAAUCCCCCAAAUGAAUGGACUUAACAUACAGCUCAUCUUCACUUUGUCUUUCUCUGAGAAUGUCUCCAUCAGACUUUGUUUUUCUUGAGGGUGGGUAAUGUGCCAUAGAUGCAGAAGCUCUCAGUGCCUGCUGAACUAGAUGUGGCACCAUCUGAAACCCAGCAUGUCUGGAUUUCAGUCAGAGCUGAAUGAGUGUCAGCUUUAUCUCUGAGAUGCCAGGAUUUGGAAACAGUAUCAGCCAAUCCGUUUCAUAACAUGUGGGAGUGAGGCAGAGACUGGGGUCAGGAAGAGAGAGGGUUAGUAGAAAGGUGAAUGCCUUCCUUGUGCUUUUAGCCUUUUGGUGUCUAGUGCCCAGCAUCUGGGACCUAGAGUGGACAUAGAAGUUCUUCUUGUUGACCAAAAUGAGGUCAUUCCCUUUGUGGAAGAAAUUUUCCUUUAGAACUAGAGCAAAACUUUGUAUUCUCCUGGCUAAAGCCCUGCUCCAAGGUAUCCCACAUUGUGACUCUUGGAUUUUUCUGAAACUGUUACCUUUAGUUCUUUCAGGUUCUGUUGGAAGCAUUUCGAUCAAGUACAGUCAAGGCGAUUCCCAAAUUGGGAAUUAUGAGGUCUUGUUCCUGUUCCAUGUACAAAGUAGGAGCCAUAAUCAUCAUCAGAAAGUCUUUACCAAGCAUUGUAUACUCAGACACAAUGUUUGCAUAUAACAGUUUGUCACCUAAAAUGAACGUUGUUGCAACUUAGGGUAAAUGUAUGGGAUAGCCAGACACUAGGAUGAUGCAUUAAACUAAGAUAGUUUAUACAGACCAAUUAGUACUCAUGUCGUAAAGAGAUCAGAGUUAAGUGUAUUUUUUAAAGCAUAACCAUCUCCUGAGAAACUACUAUGAUGUCACAGAUGAUACCCAUUUUGGGGUGCUGGGCUCCACGUCAUUUGAUCGUGAGCCUGAAUCCAGAGUCUCCACUGUACUGACCUUCCUUCCCUGGCUUGUUGCUUGCCACCUCUUCUGGGGCAGCCUCUGCUCUACUGGACACUGGUUUUUGGUGUCUUGCCAACAAGGAUUACUGCCCAAAGGCCG